GGUAAAUCAGCUAUAUAUAAAAUUAUAAAUAGCUCUGGUGAUCAUCGUUUGCCGCUUCAGAGUCAGAAUUCAAAUUCGUGCUUUCGUAAGUGUGGAUUCUCAGGCGCUAUGGGAUCCCUAGAAUCUGCCGGCGAAAGUUCAGGGUUUACGAAGAUCGAGAUUGCAGCGGAGAGCCUUCGCAGAUCUGAUAUCUUCCAUGUUGUGAAGGAGGUGCUAGGGUUCAUCCUCUAUAUGCACGAGCAGAUACCCAGCGUUUUGCAGAAUCUUGAACACGAAUUUGAUGGCUUGAAGGAAGAUUAUAAACAUUUGGAUGUGUCAUACAGUGCUCAAUUAGAGAGGAAGGAGAGGAAGGUUUCUAGAAAGACUAAUAUGAGAAAAAUUGAAGUGAAAUCAGCCAUAAAAAGGCUGGAAAAGUUGAUUAAUAGCAUAUCUACUUUAUCUUCUGCUCUUCAAGAAGCAAUUGAAGGAAUUCCUGGUUUUGAUGGCGUUACGUUCCUUCUUGGAGGAAGCCUUGCACGCCCCCAACAUGUUUACGAGAUUUUCUUUUCUCAUUUCAAGAUUAUUUCUGACAGUGCGAAUCACAACGCUAAAAGUAAAGUAGCAGAAAUUCUUUUAAGAAAGGCUGUUCGAGCAUUGCUUUCCAAUGGUGCAGGAAGUUCUUCUUUCUCAGGUCCAACUAAGCUGUUUCUGAUGAUUAAAUCUCCCUGUUCCUUCAAAUCGCCAUUGCAUUUCUUGCCCAAGCGUGAUUUCAGAUUCAACAGAAAGGUGCUGCCAAUCAAGUUGCAUAUUAAGUAUAAGUUUGGAGAUCAAAACGUGAAUAAUUUGCAUUGCAACCCAGACCAAACUAAUCCCAGUAAAUCAACUGAUACGGCUGUGAGUGAUAUGAUAUGGUAUCAGUGCAGGCAUAUUGUCAGAGGACUUGCUGUCAAGUCUCAAGAAACUGAAUUUUGAGUGCUCCCCGUUUGUAUGUAGCUCAAGUCUUCAUUUUGACUUUAUUUGAGAUGAUUUUUUUUAUUGCAUUUUUAACAGCUUUUACGUACAAUUGAUAAAAAAAUUACUUUAAAAAAUAGCAAGCAAAACAUUUCUGAAA
This is a messenger RNA of Dendrobium catenatum, 1090 nucleotides long. RefSeq lists its product as uncharacterized. Gene Ontology annotation, cellular component: nucleus. Gene Ontology annotation, biological process: regulation of exit from mitosis. The coding region runs from base 109 to 951 and encodes 280 amino acids. The record is from RefSeq and is a predicted model, not a curated record. The transcript has 7 exons. NCBI's taxonomy places the organism in Eukaryota, Viridiplantae, Streptophyta, Magnoliopsida, Asparagales, Orchidaceae.